UUGUCUCUCUUUUUGGCGCUCGAAGUUGAAGAAAUAGAAACCCCAGAAAAAUGGGGAAAUCCACGAGAAUGAUCGAUGUGGAGAAGUUGAUAUCUUAUAGUGACGAUCUGAUGGAGGUGUUGAAGGACAGAAGGGACAUUACCAACGUAACACAGUGUUUCCAGCACUUUAACGAUCUCCGCUCGCAUUGCGACUCUGAUUCCAAAGAGGUUCAUCGAUUGCUUCAAGAAUAUGAAGCAAUGAUCGAAGCUUGCAAGAAGAAAACAGAGAAGGCGAAGUCUGAAGUUGUCGAUGGUGCUGAAAUGGAUUAUCUGCAGAAGGAAUUCCAAGAGGAAUUUGAAAAAGAAAGUCAACUUAAGGAGGAGUUUAGGGCUAUUUGCAAUGAGAUAAUGGAGCUGGAGCGUCAGAGGGGUUCGAUCGAAGAACAGAAGAAAAAGCUAAGGAAAUUUGAGCAAGACAAACUCAAAGAACAGAGAAAGCUUUCGAUGUAUGCAUCUAUAACUAAUAUUAUUCCAGACUUGAAAGACCAAUCCAAAAUCUCAGGCCAUGUAGUGGGUAGAGAUAAAAAGGUGGUUAAGAAGUUUGAAUUUGACCCAUCAAAUAUGACUGCUUGUGAUAGCCUAUGGAAGAUGAUAAAUUCCCAAUAGCCAUUGCUUAUACUUUCUCUUGGAUGAUAUAUGCAACAAAAUAUGCAAUGUUAUGUGUUUCUAAUGCCUCUACCCAAACAUUUUCCAUGACUAAAUGCUUGAUAUUAUGUGUAAUAGAUGAUUUUAGUUCUU
This is a messenger RNA of Hibiscus syriacus, 779 nucleotides long. RefSeq names its product kinetochore protein SPC24 homolog. The transcript has 5 exons. NCBI's taxonomy places the organism in Eukaryota, Viridiplantae, Streptophyta, Magnoliopsida, Malvales, Malvaceae. Gene Ontology annotation, biological process: regulation of chromosome segregation. The coding region runs from base 51 to 647 and encodes 198 amino acids. The record is from RefSeq and is a predicted model, not a curated record.